GCUUGCAGUACUAGCAGUAGUGUAAUUUCGCUUUGUUGCCAAAUGGCAACAUUGCGUAAUAGAGGGUUAAGAAUAUUUUAAUUGCAUAAUUUUUUCAGACAAAAUAGUAUUUUUUGCAAACCAUAAAAUAUUAUUUUCCUCAGUUAAGGAAGAAAGUCUUUUUGCAAGACUUACAAUAGUCAGAACAGGUGGAACAUAUGGGCAAGUUAGUGCACUAUUUACAACCCAGGCAGGCACUGCUACAGCAGAUCUGGAUUAUGUAUCAAGUACUGGUCAGAUAGUGAUGGAGGACAGAGUCCAAAAUGUUACUUUGAAUAUAAGUAUAAUUGAUGACUCACUGAUGGAGUCUAAUGAAACUUUCAAAGUGCAGCUGUCCAAUGUCACUGGUAAGUUCAACUGAUUGGAAAUAAGUUAAUUUAUAUACAAAAGAAUUAUAGGAAUUAUAACAUUCCCAGCCUGUGGCUAGUGUACCAAAUUAGAGAAAUGAAGUCAUGUCUUUUUAUUUGGGGGCAUCCGUAAUUUGAAAAAAUGCAAUGAGCCACUGAAAAUGAAACAUUAUUUUACUCUAAUUGGAAUUAUUUAAUUUAGCUUUUACAUAAUGAAAGUAAACUAAAUAACUUUCAGUUAAAAAAUCUUGAAUUGUGUGAUAAUGACGACAUGUCACUAACUUAUUUCUCCUUGCCUAUGCCAUUUUUCUAGGUGGAGCAUUGCUAGGUGCAGUUAACGUUGCUACAGUAGUUAUUCUUAAAUCAGAUUAUCCAAAUGGUAACUUUUUGUUUCGAGGCCCAUUAUUUUUGGAUUUACCGAAUCCUGCAACACCAACUAAACAAACUUUAUCCAUAGAGAGAACUGGGGGAGCUCUAGGCCAACAACAGGUUUGCUUUAUCUUUUUAGGUGCUUGUUAAGUUACUUCAUUUUUUUUUUUAAAUCGUUAAAUUAGCUUCCUCAACUAUUCUACAAUAUCAUUAUUGCUAGUGCAACAAUUAAAUUUAAAUGAUUCUAUACCUUGGUCCUUUAUAGGUAUUCUGGCGAAUAAUGGGCCCUAACAAUGCCAUGCUUCAGUUAGUGGGAACAGGGGAUAUAAGCAGUGUCGUUAAUAACCAGGAUGUCACCCAGGGAUCCUUAACCUGGCAGGAUGGAGAGUUAGGGGUCAAGCAACUGGUCAUUGACAUAAAAACCUACACUACAUGGGAAGUGGAGAAGUCAUUUGUUGUUGAGUUGUACAGAGUCUCUGGUACUCCAACAGGAGUUGGAGAUGGAGAGGUGGUUGGUGUGCAAGGCAAACUGACCAUCAAGGUGAGCAUAGCACACAUAAAUGUCUUGACAAUUGCUUUUUGUUUAAAAUAUGGCAGUGUUCUGGGAUAUUUUGAAUUAAAAUAAAUAAAAUAUGCUGAAUCUCUAAUGCUAUAUUUAUACAUUUAUUUUGUACAGGGCUGGCCUAAGUUAAUUUGAUGCCCCAGGCAGUUCUAAAUUUUUCCUUCAAAUUUCGGGUUGAUAUUUAAUGUUCAUAAUUUUAAAAUGUGUUGCUGAAGAAGAUAGAAUGUAAGGAGCCUUAAAAAACAGUCUUAUUUUGAUAACUUAGUAUAAACAAUAAAACAUAAAUAUCAUUUAGAUUUAAUAUUGAACACAAAAAUAAAAUAAUCUGGUUGAAAUUAAAAUUGCUAUGUUAAAAAGGUAUAGCCUAAGGGGUUUGUAUUUACAGGACAUCCCUAAAAAAUAUGCAUCUUUUCCACCCCCUACCCUUUGUCCACCCUUUUCCAUGUGUUGCUCCUUUCUGGGCUGCAUAUAUCCACAUACAGCAUUAUACAGAAUGAAAUGCCAGAGAUUAUAAUUAUGAUUAUAAAGAGCAAGGGUAACCAGAUUUAAACUACUGAGUAUGAUAAUAUAAAUAAUACAAUUAAAAUCAACCCAACCAGUGGAUUCAAGAAGUUUUCUAAAAAGCCAAAACUCACAUUGUUUAUAACAACAGCAACCAGUUAUUUAGAAAGAUCUUCAUGAAUUUUUUAAAACUGGUUUCAGAUUAUACAUAUUUUGAAAGUAAUUCAAUUACCACUUGCCAAUUUUUCGAUUCAGGUUAACAGAUUUGGAGAUCCCAGUGGUGUAAUCAGAUUUACUGGUACAUCAGUUGACGCCAGACAAGUUUUAGAACCUGAUGGAACUACACCUGUACCUUUAGUGUUUCCUGUUACAAGAAGAAAUGAUACCGGUGUCAUUGGAAAUAUUCAGGUAUAAAAAUGUGCAAAAAUCUUAUUUUAUAUUCUCUGUAUGCAAUUUUCAUUAAUAAAAUUAAUUAUUUUAUAAUAAAGGUUCUAUUAAAGAUAACUCAAUCAAUGUUUGAAUUGAUUUUUUAGAAUAGUUUUAAUCUUAAUCAAGUAUUAAAUAUUUCAGAUUUACUGGGAAGUAAAAGGAACUAGUACAGACAGCCCUGAUGUUCAGCCCUUGCAAGGAUCCUUAUCACUAGGGGAUGGUAGGAGAGAUGGUCAAAUUACAUUACAGAUAUUACCAGAUGAUAUUCCUGAACUGACUGAGACUUUUACACUAAUUUUAGUGAAAGUUGAAGGAGGAGCACAAAUAGACACACAGUUCAAUCAAUCUACUUUCAGCAUCAAGUCAGUCAAUACAUAUUUUAGUCAAAUGAUUUAAUUUCUAAACUCUAUUUCAGCUAAAGGAAUGGUUUGUUAAGUCUCUUACAUGAAUAGGCUAUCUGAUUCUAUAUAGCAAAUAAAUUAAACUUAUCUAUUUUAACAAAUGUAUUUAAUUACAAUUGAGGAUAGCAUUUAAAAUCUAUUGUGGUGAGCUUUUAUGUAUUGUUUUCAAUUUUAGUUUGACAAUGUCUUAAAAAUUUGUAUAAUGUUCUUAUAAUAUUCUAUAAAUCAAAUUUAUGCUUAACUAGCCUCUGCUUUCCAUUCUACUUUCCAUCCAACAAUGAAAGGAUGUAAGUUUUAUGAUUAAUUUAAUGUUUUUUCUUCAGAUACAAUGAUAUUCCACAUGGAGAGUUUGGCCUUGUUCCUACAUCUCAGUCAGUAGAAGUAAAUGCUGCAGAUUUAAGCAGACAAGUGAAGUUAAACUUUACACGGUUUUACGGAACAUUUGGAUCAGUUUUAUUGACAUUUAAUAUUGGCUAUGAUACUGUAAGUAUUAGAGUCUCUCAGUUGUCUGCUUCUUUGAUGACUAGUUGCACUUGUUUAUUUUUUAAAAUACCGAUUAAAUCAUUUGUUAUGCUUGUAAAAAUAUUUUGGAGGUUUAAUUAAAAUAGCUUAAUGUUAGGAUAAAAUGGUUGGACAGCACUAAUGAUUACAAUUGAUAGAAAGAUAAUAGCCAUAGAUGUGAGUGUGCUUAUAGUUAGUGUCUUUUCUUAUAGUUAGUGUCUUUUAAUAUUACAAGAGACAUUGCUAAUUGUGUGGAGUCUUAACAAUGUUUACUAAUGAAUUCUUUUAUCCUGUUUUAUUUUGAAAGACCGGCACUGAUGUGGCCCUCAGUUUGAACACAGGAACAGUAACUUUCACCAAUGGUUCAAGUGAGGUCAUCACCCUGGUCACCAUAACAGGGAAUGCUUUUCUGAAACUUGGCUCAACAUUUACUGUGUAUAUAACAGAUGUCCAGUAUUUAGGAUCAGGAAGUAAGAAAUGUUUACCACUUAAACUUGAACAAUCAAAAUGAUUACAUUAGCUGGAAAUCUCUGCAUUGAUCUCACUCAUCAACCAUUAAGGCAUGGUAGAUUUUUAAAAAGAGGAUUUUCGGAAUGUAAACCUGAGUAAUCAGGCUAACCAUGGAAGUCCGAAGGCAGCAACCAAUUUCUGUUAAAAACUGUCUUUGAUUGGCCAAGUGGUCUGUAGUUGAACACAAUUAAUGGCCAAGAGCUGGUCAUGAACUCUGAUACAUAAUGAGAUAUAAUAAAUUAUCCUCUCUUUCUCUCUCUCAGUCUCUAUCUCUCCAUCUCCCAAGAUGCGCUUGAGUGCCCUAUACCUAUAGAGAACAUAUUAUCAUUGAUUUAAUAUUAACUGUACUCUAAUGCGAUUUAGUCUGACAUUCAUAUUUAGUAUGCUUACUGGCUUUACCUAAGCUAAAGUUUAGCUGAAAAUAUUUAAAUCAUAACCUUAAGAUUAAGGGUGUUCAAUUUUAAAUUUUCAUUGACUUUAUUUCCAUAAUUCUCCAAAUUAUCUUUCUUCUUCUUAUGCCUUCUUACCCCACCUCGACAACAAUUUUUCAUUCAUCACCAUCCUGUGUUUUCCUUUCCAGUUGCUCCCAGGUGUAUCCCAUAUUUUGUGUGUCUGCCUCUAGCUUGCCUCUCCAUGUAUUCUUUAGCCUUCCUCUUUUCCUUUUUUCCUGUGGGUUCCAUGUUAGCGAUUGUCUGGUGAUGCUACCUGGGGGUUUUUGGAGAGUAUGCCCUAUCCACCUCCAUCUUUUCUUUAAUAUGUCUUCAUCAAUGGGCACCUUUUAAGUCCUUUCUACUAGAUCUAUGUUAGUGAUGGUAUUUGGCCAUUUGAUGUUCAGGAAUUUUCUAAGACUAGUGUUUAUGAAGGUCUGUACUUUCUGCGUAAUGCUCUCAGUUGUUGACCAAGUUUCUGCUCGGUGUAGUAGGACUGAUGAAAUUUGUGUUAAAGAUUCUGACUUUGGUUUGCAGCUUCAGCUCCUUCGACUCCCAUUUAAUAGCACAAAUGCUGAUCUAGCUUUUCCAAUUUUAGCCCUUACAUCAGCAUUGGAUCUGCCAUUUAUGUCGAUGGUGCUGCUUAAGUAUAUGAAGGACUCCACUUCUUCCAGUGCCUUUCCUGCCAGAGAGAUAUGCUCUUGGUUCACUGAGUUUACCUUCAUGUUCUUUGUCUUGCUUUUAUUUAUAUUGAGUCAGAGCUGGGCUGAAAUUGUGGCUACGUCUUUCGUCUUUUCCUGCAUUUGUUGCUGGUUGUGGGACAGAAGUGCAAUGUCUUCUGCAAAGUCUAGGUCAUUCAGUGGUUCACAGAGUGUCCACUGUUUCCCGUUCCUGUUUUUGUCUGUGGAUUUUUUUCAUUAUCCAGUCAAUGGCAAGGAUGAAUAGAAAUGGGGACAAGAGACAUCCUUGCCUGACUCCAGUUUCCACUUUAAAGUCGUCUGUGAGUCUACCUUCUUGGACCACCCUGCAUGUCAUUUCUUUAUAAGAACUCUGAAUGAUCCUGACUAGUUUUGCUUGUGCUCCAUACUUCCGAAGAAGUUUCCACAAGGUUUGUCGGUCUAGGCUAUCAAAGACCUUUUCGUAGUCUGUAAAAUUUAUAAAUCAAAAUAUAGGCCCAUAUUAAUUAUUGAUUCCCUUCAUAUUUUGAAAAAAAAUCAAAGAAAUAAUUUUUUGGCUAGAUUUAGUUUAUGCCUCAUAUUUUAAAAGAUAAAGAUCAUGUUAAUUGAUAAUAAUCAUAUAUGAAAGUUUCUGCCAAAUAUAAAUAGCAAUUAAAAACAAAGAAAUGUAUACUUUAUAUUAUGUAAAAAAAAAAUAUUAAAAAAAAAUUGUUUCCAAUUAAAUAACAGAAUUAUCAAUUUCACUACAGUGACAGAUCCACCUCAAAUUAAAGUUGGCUAUUCCAAGACUCCAGUGACAGUAACAGCUCUGGCAGCUAAUACGGAAAUUAGUUUCUCAAGUGAUGUGACUUUUGUUAAUGAAGGUACUUUGACAUCUGUUAAGAAAUUCUGUUUAAUGUGUUAUUUUAGACAUUCUGGCUCAAAACCCAGCAAAAAAAAAUAACCUAAGCAUUAAAAAAAAAUUUAUGAGACUUUUAUGGCGGUGUUAAAUUUUUCCCGCAAAAAUAAAAAUAAAAUUACUAUAUAUUGGACCCUCAAUAUUCGUCUACGUCAAUAUUCAUCUUUUUUUUUUUAUAUGCGUCCUGCUUUUUUGUAGAAAUGUUAUUUUGAUAUUCUCAUGAAAAUUCUAUAUUCAUCCAACCUGGCUCAGUUCCAACUGCUUAAAAUUAAGGAAUGGCCAUCCAUUUGGGCUUAAAUGCAGAAAUUCCUUGAGAAAAAGCAAUCAAAGAUCGCUGUAAUUAAUCAGCAUAUCAAUUUAUUUGAUGAUGAUGUAUUUGGACCCUUACGGAAACUUUUAAAGAACUUGACACAAUAAAAACAUUGAUUACCCGGUAGUUCUUUUUAAAAAAAAUUAGUGCUGGUGAAUUAUCUGAAAAUGCUGGUGAACCAUCAGGACAUCAGUCAACAAAAUACCUGAUGUCAUAAUGGAAGGUGACUACCGUACCAAACUAUAGACUAAUCUCUAAAGCAUAAAAACGCUUAACAACAUUCAUUUUUUUUUCACCACCUCUUGUAGAACAAUAAACCUUGGGUACGUGGGAAACGCACAUUUACCACUUAAUUCUAUGUUUAUUUGCUUUGGCAGUUUGGAAGGUGGAGAGGGGAGAAGGGGUUUCUCAAAUGACGGUAACUUUCUGGUUAAAAUUUAAUUUACCUACUUAUGUAGGCAUACAUUAUAUUUAAGGCAUAACAAUGAGUAAAUCUCUGUCAUAACAUAAAUUAUUGAUGAAUAGUGGGCAAUGUGAAAUUCAAAUGUAUUUGCAAUGAUUUCUGGAUUGGGUUUUUGACUGAAUUUUUAGGGUUUAUUAUCAAAAAUAGAUUGGCCGGAAUUAGGGAAAGUAUUAAAUCAUUUUUAGUGAAUUCCAUUGUUAAAAAUUUAUUUGAAUUUCUUCCUUUUUGAAAUUCAUCCUUCUUUUAACAGCGGAUUAAUAGCAAAUAAUUAGGGCCAACUGUAAUUUAAAUCUUUCUUGAAUACAUUUGAAUUUCAAAUAAUUUUAUAUCAUCAUGUUACAAGACAAAGUUUAAAAAAAAUUCAGUUGGCUAUAUUUUUUACAAAAUGCUUUAAAGGUAACUAAAUUUUAGUAUUUGAAUGAAAUACAUAGCAUUUCUACAACUCCUAAUUUGGCAGCCAUUCGAACCAAUGAUAGCAUUGUCGACAAUAAAGUAAAAGGGAAAAAUGGUUGAAACUGGUCUUGGCUCAUCACCAGCUUAUUCAAUUAACUUGAUGAAAUUGUCUGUCAGCCCAGCAAGGCAACUAUUCUUGGGGAGGAAAUAAACGCUUAUUAAAUAUUUCCAGCCAUUGAGGUUGCAACAUAGAACCCAACUUUGCAGCAUAGGGAUUCAUUUAAAAUCUGCUGUACAAAUUACUUUAAAGAUAGUUUUAAAAAAGACAAAAAUCAUGUUAAUUGGUCUUUAAAAAUGUGCUCCAAUAGUGGAUCAAACAAUGACUGCAACACUCUUCCGGGCUGGGACUUAUGGCAUUGUGAGUAUUGAUUGGUCGGCUGGCUACACAGACCUUCCUGGCAAUAUAACCAAUGGGGAGAUAAGUCCAAACUUUGGUAGUGUCAAUAUGCGUCAUGGUCAGGAACAGGCCAACAUUACUGUACAGGUAGGAAAAUAAAUUAGACAGAGCUAUCGUAUUAAAAUAUAAUUUUCAAGCAUUUUUUUUUUUUUUUUGCCUUAUGAGAUUGGAGAGCCAACACUAAAUAAUUUGACCAUUUAAAUUAAUAUCUUUGUUAUUCACAAUUUUUAAAUAUUUAUAUAUGUAGUCUUUUAAAACAUUCAUUUGUACCAUCUAUUCAGUUGAUAAAAUUUACUAUCUACUAAUAAUUUGACGCCUGUUCAUCCUAACAUUUUAACAUUCAAUCAAAUUUAUUCAUUGUUUUCAAUAAAUUUGAUUACAGGUUUCACCAAAAGUCAAUAAAACAGAAGCUUUUGUUCUCCGUUUGCCUCGAGCACCACAAUCUUUUGUCAGUGGUGGUGCCAGGCUAGCAUCCUCACGCAUCAUGAUUAGAGCAGACCCAUCAGGUGUUAUACAGUUUGAUGAACUCUCACUUGCUGCACAGGUUUCCGAGGUUGAAGGAAUGGUAAAAUAAAAUUGGGUUAUUCUUAUGUAUCAAAUUUAUUCUGACUGUAAUCAUAAAUGAAACAUAAAAUUUGUUUAAAUUUGAAAGAACUUGAAGAUUGAUAAUGAAUGAAGAUUAUGAUUGAUUAUUUUUUUUUAAAAUUUAAAUGUUUAGUCUAUCUUGUGUGUCUUCACUUUUAAACUAUUCUGAUAAAGAAUUUAACAUUUUAAAAAUCAAUUUAUCUGUCAGAUAACUUUAAAAGUCUUGCGUCUCUAUGGUUCUGAAGACAACAUUGCUGUUUACUACCAAACUGUACCAGGCUCUGCUCAGGCUUUUCUAGACUUUCAGUCUAUUUCAUCUGGGAUUAUUAACAUGAAGCCUCAAGAAACUGUGGCAACCAUACAGAUUCAGGUUAGUAAAAAUCAAUUUCAUUUACGAUCUUUGUCUAAAUUAGGGAUGUCCAACCUUUUUGGGUCGAAGACUACAACCAUCAUUGUAUAAUAGUUCAUGUAUUACAUCUACCUUAAAAAGGGAACACUAACAAUUCUUAACAUAAAUCUCUGUUUGCAAAUUAUGAAAAUGUAAUUUUAAUUAAAAUAAAAAAAAUGAAAUGUAAUUAGCUUUAAUAUGAAAAUAAUGUUAUCUUUUUUUGAGAAACGCAUAUCUCUGACCUAAGUAGUCAGUUGUUACAAUUUUUUAAAUAACACAUUAUAAUGUAAUAUCUUGUACAAAACACCUAAAAAACACUUUUAUUUCUAGAUAUAUCAAGACAACAUUCCAGAGCAAACUGAGAUUUUUUUUUUAAAUUUGACAAAUGUCGAGAAAUUCCCAACACCACUGCAGCCAGGUAAAUGUUUAUCAGCACAGAAAUUUGUAUAUAUAUAUGUAAUAUAAUAUUAUUUAUAUUGAUUUGACAUUUCUUCAUUAAAAACUUUUCACUUUAUGUAACAAUGUUACAUAAUGUACCAUUGCAGUUCUCAGCCCUCGAUUGUCCACAGUGAAGUCCCUGAGCCAGAUAUCCAUCAUGGAAAGUAAUGAUGCCUAUGGAGUUUUGUCACUAAAGCCUACUACCACUGACAUUAAUGAAUCCUUUACUAACGUUACUUUAUCAGUAAUUAGAACAGGUUAGAUUGAAGUUUUACUAAAUUUUCCUAUUUUAAAGAGAAGCCAUGAAAGAUUUGAAUUUAAACUGCUCUCAAGGUAUUGAUUCAGCUGUUUGAAAAUGAAAUAUUUUUAAUUGUAACAUAUUUUUUUAGACUGCAAGGUUUUGUAAUAAAAAGAAGUUAUAAUGCAUGUUACUAAUCUAUAUUUUUUAAUCAGGUGGAUUAUUUGGUACAAUUAGUGUAACAGUAAGGACAGUUGGGGGUGGAGAAAGUUGGACAGACCAGAUUGUUGCUAAUAUCAACAGCCUAACAAAUGAUACCAUAGCUGAUAUUUUGGGCAAACGCUCUAGCUAUGAGUCUGCCACUGGUGGUAUGGACUAUGAAGUACUGAAUACUGUUAUAAUAUUUCAAGUAAGAAAUUAAUUUUCCCUGACAAUGAUCCUUUCACCUUAAGAAAUCGCUUAAUUUUUGUGUACUAUAAUUAUAUUGGUUUAUGUAUACACUAGAGUUUCAUUAUGAAGUAUGAUGUAAAUGGACAUAUAUAUUAAAAUAUUAUAUAUUUUAAAAAGACAACAAUCAAAUUUACAAAUUUUUUGUAGUCUCAAGAAUCUGAAAAAGCUGUAAAAAUCACAAUUUUGGAAGACAACUUACCAGAACCAAGAGAAAGUAUUUUAGUCUACUUAACCCAACCCACUGGAGGUGCUAGGAUAGCAACAGGAACUAAUAUAGAUAGUGGACAAAAGGCAAGUUAAAUGAUUUCAUUAAGCCAAGUUUUGAAAUGAUAAAUUUAUUUCUCAGGCUAGAAAAAGAAACAGGAAUUUAUUUGGAAAUAGUCACUCCAAGACACUCAGUCUGUGACUUUUACCCUUACUGGACUUCAUGGAAUUUAGUGUUGCUUGGGUUUGAAUUCUAUAAAACUGGGAGUAAUUCCAAGAAUAUUUGAUUUGGUAGGGAGCUCUGAAGUUUCUUGAGCAAAAUGUCCCUUCUUUAAAGACAAUCACAGUUGAAAAAAAAAUGAUGAAUUAAUUACCUGAAAAAUUUAGAAAAUAAAUGAUUUUUUUAAAAAUUCAACAUCGUCAUAUACUUAGUUUAAAUGUGUCUUUUGAUACAUGGAAACAUAAUAUAUUUUUCAAAUUUAAAAUAACAUAUUUCCAUUUCUAUUAAUCGGAAAAAUAACCUUUCAUAUAGUGUCUUUGAUUUGGGGAAGUCCUUGAAGUUUUUUCAGCAUUGCCCACAAUGCCACCUGCUACAAUUUAAACUAGAAGUGAGACACCACCCUUUAACUCUUUGCUUACUGCUAAGAUACUUUUAUUUCUGCAAAGGAAAUCUGCUUUCUAUUUUUCUAAAGGUUUAAAUUACCUUUCUACAAAGCUAUAUUUCUAUGUUUACUGCAUCCUACUAGGGUUAUGCUGUUAUAAACAUUGCUCCUAGUGAUCUGAGUAAUGGACUGAUUGGUUUUGCUGAAUCCUCUAAAAAUGUUCAUGUCAAUGAAGAUACAUCACCUACACUUGUGCUGAAGUUGACGAGACUUAAUGCUUUCUUUGGAGUUGUCAAGGUAUCUAUGUUAAUGUGAAUUUUUUCCUUUUGUAAAGUUCUUUUAACUGGAGCUGAAUAGAAAGUUAUUAUCAGUAAAUUUUUUUGUUAUUUCUUUAAAAAAAAUAAAAAUGAUAAAAAUGUAUUGCACACCACCACAGAAUAUAGAAAUUUCUUUUCAUAUAUUUGUUUUUCUUUUAGUUUUAUAUAGUACUUUGCUAACUGAAGAAAACAAAAUAUGAGCAACAUCAACAGAAUUCUACAGUUUUACUGUCAAUGAGUUUUAAUAAAUUUCAGCUGAACAAGAGAAUUAAUGAUAAUCUUUUAUGCUUUUUUCAUUCGAUCUCACAAGCAAAUGCCAACUAAUUCACAUGCUAUUUCUAAUGACAUGUUUUUCCUGUAGGUCAACUGGAAAGCCAAAAGAAGCCUAACCAGUACAGACCAAGAUGAUGCAGAUUUAUCUACCCAGCUUGUAAAUGUGGCUGGUUCAACAUUAUGUCCAGCUGAACAAAGUUUGUGUGACCUCAUUGUAGAAAUAAAAAAUGAUGAUGUGAGUAUGAACCAUUUUUUGUGAAGUGAUCCUUUUUAUUUCAUUUUUUUAAUAUUGUAUUGGGAAAAAGAAUACAAAUCAAUUUUAAUUUUAACUACUUUUGCAAUCAGUCAUAUAUUACUCAUUAAAACAAGAACUCAGUACAGCAACUGCUCAUUCCUGCCAAAGACAGGCGACUAAACUUGCCUCCUGUCUUCCAAUCCCGGGUUCAUAAUACCAUUGAUGAGUAGCCCUUGCAACCAGUGAACUGUCCCCUUUAAAACCAUGCACAGUUACUCUGCGAACCCUUCUACAAACAUAGGAGCAAGAAUGAUCAUGCAUUAUCGUUGGCCCACAAAAUAUAGAAGAAGAAGACUUAGAUUAGAUGUCAUAGCAUGAACUAAUAAUUUUAAACUAAAAUCUUUUGAAAUGCAUUUUUAUAAAGGAUACAUUUUAAAAGUUAAGAAAAUACAAUUUUGAUUGGGGAAAGAAAAUUUGUAUGCAUUCAUUAAAAAAUUUAAAUUCAAAAAGAAUUGUACCUUUUGUUGUACCAGAUUCCUGAAGAAAGCUACACAUUUAUAGUACUUCUUACCAGUGCUGAGACUGAUGCACAUCUCAAUGAAAACAGCUUGUCAGCAACAGUGACCAUUGAUCCAAGUGAUAAUGUUAGAGGACUUUUACAGUUUGCUCAAAAUUCCAGGUUAUUACAAUUUUAAUUCAUUUUUUGGCCAGAGAAAUAAAAUAAUUGAAAAAAAAACUUACUAUUUAUUAUUCAUAUCCACAAAAGAAAUUAUAUUAACCAAUGUAUGGCAUCUUUCCGUCUGCGGGAGACAAUAGAUUAUCUUUAUUGCUUGCACCUCUUGGUGUGGCUGGUGAGACCAAUAUUAACCAAUAUGCUACCUAAAUAAACACCUCCUUAAUGCACUCAACUGUAUUAUAUGUGAUAUAUUUUUUAGUUAUAAUUAAAAAAUGUAUUUUCAAAUAACUAGUUUAUUUUUUUUAAAUUUUAAAACAGAGAAAUAAAACAAAUGUACUACUGUUAUACUUUUAAUUAGAAGUGCACAUGUGAAGGUGAAAAGUAGAGCAAUCCUUCUGUGUCUUUUGAUUAUGACUUAUAAUAGUUCGAUGCCAUUUCUUGGGCUUACUAAAAUAAUCAACUUUUAUGUAAAAAUGUGAUUCUUAUUUAAAGGGUAAUGAUAGUAGGAGAAAAUGCCAGAACUGUUCGGCUUGCUGUUGAGAAAGUCUAUGGGCAAAACUAUGAAGUAACUGUAGCUUACAACACCCAGCAAAUGACACAAAGUGCUGAAGUCGCUGGAGUAAAUGUCUAUCCAGCACUUGAUGCACAAGAUUUUCGAGGUCAAACAGGAACUUUGAUAUUUCCUGCUAAAACCCAGGUCUGUUAUGAUGACUUUUUUGUUUUCCUAAGGCUUCAGACUUUAAAAGAUUAUAGGUGUUUUGUAUCCUUGAAAAAACUACAGAUUAUAUUGUUAAGGAUAUAGUCAUUACUUAAAUAACAAAAAUAUUCAUUUCUUACAAAAGACUCAAGUUAAAAUGUUUUGAAUAAUUAUUUUUUUAAUUACAGACAAUACAGUUUGUUGAAAUUAGUCUUACUCCUGUGCUGGCAUCAGAUAAUCCUUUGCCCAAGCAAUUCUACAUAACACUAUAUUCUCCUUCCAGUGAAGCUAGGUUGGUUACUUUCUUGAAAACUCUUAAUAGUAUAUUAUCGGUUUUAUGUUCAUUCACGUUUUACUGUCACAGGCUGUUACAUAGAUAAAAUUAUCCAGGAAAGAAAGCUACUUCCCUCAAAAACCUUCUCAUCUCUUUUAGUUUAUUGUUUUUAUUUAAAACAAAAUUUGGGAAAUGAAGGUUUUAUUUAAAUUUGCAACCUCUCAUUAAAAAACCAAGAACAUUUUAAUCAUACGUAGUUAUUUAUUUAAUAUUUGAUGUGAUGAGAUAACAGUUAAUGAAAACUGUAUUGUGCAAUGCAUUUGACAGCGUCAAUCCAAAUGCAAGCAGAGCUAUUGUCAGAAUAGUGAGGGAGACAGAUGUUCCUAUCUGGACAGUCUUCAGUCAAUCUGGAAACGAUUCCUUUUCAAGGGAUGUAAACAUUAUGUAUGUAUUUUAAGAAAUUAAUUGGCGUAUUUGAAAGUCUUUUUUUACUAAAAUCUGAAACUCACAUACCUAACUUUCAGUAAAUAUUAAUAGUCAGAGAUUAACACAAAAAAAAAGGUCUAUCAUUUGAGUUAUCUAAUGAAUAAACCAGACAUAAGUUUUACAGUCAACAAUAUUCAAGUGCCUCAUGUCAUACUAAAAAGUGAUAAUUUAUACACAUUACAACUUGUCAUAAAAAAACAAUACGUGUACUUAGCGAUUGAAAUACUUAAUUUUAGAACUCAGUCUUUCACCUAACUAGAAAUGUCGAUGUAGCCCUCAGUAAUAUUUCUUUAAAAAUGCACUACAAGAUGCAUAUUUAAACCCACAAUCAUCUGAUGAAAUCAUCAGAAAAACUGCAAAAACAUGAUGCAAGUUCACCAGUUCAAAACUACAUGACUUUUCCAUGUAAAACUAACUCCCUGUAAAAUCAUCAUGUCAUGCAAAGUUAAUAUCCUUUAGUCAAAAUUAUAAUAAUUAGUAAAUCUAACAAGUCUUAGUAUUCCUGCUUUUAUAGUAAAUAAAAAUAUUUAUACACUAAUAUCAAUGAAGGCAUUUCAAUAUAUUCAGUUGAGUUAGACAAUAAAUUAAAAAAGCGAUGAUUUGCAAGUGCUGAUUUUAAACAAAUUUCAUCCGGCAGUACUACUAUAGGUCAGCUGGAUAACCUGGCACAAAAGACAUUGACUGUUGAAAACAUACUAAUCAUAGAAGAUGUAUUAAAGAAAGUAAAUGAGGAGGGCAAUCAGAGAAAGUAAGAAUAAUUUUUUUUUUUUUGAUAAGAAACAUAAUUUUUCAAGUUCUACAGGAUUAAUGGGACACAAAGAAAUUGUGUAAAUAAAACUCUAUGUUAAGCAUAAAAAUUCAAAAGUCCUGCCAUACAUAUAUUAUGUAAAUUUAAUUGAUAAUUAUAUCAAUGCUUUUUGUUGUUCUGAUGAAGGCAUUUGCCAAAAGGUUUGAAUUUGUAUAUUGUGUAAUCAUAAUUAAAAGCUUAACAUAUAUUGUUUUAUUUACACAAUUUUGGUGUCUCAUUAAUCUGCUUAAAAGCUUUAUCGCAGUCCAACCCUAUUAUAAUUAGUCAUUCAAGUUAUACAAAAUAGAUGUUUGUUGUCGGCAAAUAACAGUAAGCACAUCUUUUUAAUUUGUUUCGACUAUUUAGUCAAUGGACUGUUGGGAUUUAAAGUGAGAGUUAAUUUUUUUUAAUAUUUGAUUGGUCGCAUCUGAUGCAACUUGUUUUCUUCUUAAAAAUAAAUAAACUUUUUUAAAAUUUAGUUUUUAUUUAAUUCCUUUGAACCGGUGUCAUGGAAAAUGACUGUCCAUUUUUCUAAACCAAGUGCAUAAUUAAAUUAAACUAACCCAAUUCUCAGGAAAUUUUGAAGUUUAUAAAAUUAUUUAUUUGUCAGGUUACCUACAGAAGUCAUCACAGCAGUCAAAGAUCUGUAUUGCAAGCUUUUAGAUGAAGCCAUUAGUGAUGCUAGAAGAGGUCGUAAUCCAUUGGCUAACCUAUUGGAGAACUUUGCGUAUACUUUCAUUAAAGACAAUUCUUGUCCCCCAGCUAUCAAAGAUGAUGUGUAAGACACAUUUGCUCAUGUGUUUAGUGUUUGCAUUUUCAGAAUUUUUUUUUUAAUAAGGAUUAAUUAUUGCUUUAAGUAGACUCAGAUGAUGAGCCAGAUAGCAAAACAAGAGAAACAUUAAAGCUGAAGAAUAGUUAGAUUUAAAAAAUCUAUCUCUGUUUACCUUUCAGAACAAGCUUUCAAUGUUCAUCUGUUACAAUAAAAGCUGGAAGGUGGAAUCUAAAUCAACUAGGUGGACAUGAAUUUAGUAUACAGUAAGUGUGAUAGUUUAGUAUGCUUUGAGAUUUUGAACUACAUGUUGGGAGAGAAAAAUCUGUCAUGAAAUUGUUCUUAUUAUUAAAAUGUUAAUUGAUUGCUAUUAAAAAAUAACAAAAUGUAAUUCUAAAACCAUCAAUUAUGCAGAUCAAGAGGUACAUUUGCAGCAGCUCAGCCCAUGCCUGAUGUAGACAGAUCAGCUGAUGGUGCACAAGAUGAAGUAAGUUAUCAGUUCAUGGAUUUACUGAUCUAAUCUUUAAUUAUUUAGUGCUUGAUUAUAUGAAUGUGAUAAAAAAUAAUAUGUUAGAAUAUGUUAUUCUUUUUUUUUUUUAAAUUAACCACUUACAAGAUGUGUAUAACACAUAGCUAUAUAUUUAUAUAAAAAAAAUUUAUGUUAAAACAUUUCUUUUUCAGUGUGUUGACUUUCAUUUUUUGGACUAUAACAGCCAAACUUGGUUUUAUACAAGUAAUGGGGAAGACAAUCUAAUGAAUCAGAAGGUAGAUUUAAUUAAUUCUGAGAUAUACAAAAAAGAAAGUUGUAAUAUUUUGAUUACAGAUUGUAUUAAAAGAUGUUUAAGUAAAUUUAAUGUAUUAAUAGAAAAAGGUUUUCUUAGAUUAACCUAUUCGUUCCAUAGUAACAUUUUAAAAUAUUUUAUUAGAAUAAUGUUGUUAGAGUCAUGUUUAAAAAAUGUGAUAUUAUAUCCUACGUCACCACAGUUUUGUUUUAUGAAACCAAAAAAAAAAAAAAAAGAUGUCUCUUGGAGCAAUUAAUAUUUGACUUGUAUCUUUGAACAUGCAUUUUUAAUUAUUUUAAUAUAAAUCAGGUCAUUGGCUUUGGGUUGAAGGGUAGAGCCUCUGGUAGUAUUCAAAACCCAGUUAAAUUUAGGAUACAUACUCCUGACAGACGCAUUGCAGCAAGAGGGGCAAAGUAAGUGGAUAUUUAAAUUAAAUAUAUAAUUCAUUACCAAUAAAAAGAAACUCAGCUUAAAAACAGCACUUAACUGAAAUGGAAAUUUAUUUAAGGGUAUAACUUAUUUCCUUGUCUCUGCUCAACCACAGAUGUGUUUAUUUUGAUGAGGGUUCUAAAAAGUGGGUUAGUCCUAAUGAUGUUUGUCAGGUGAAAAAUGACCUGACUCAAGCAGAGGAUGACUUUGUUGACUGUGAGUGUACUCAUAUGACAAGUUAUGCUGUCAUUGCUACUACACGGGAUGAGAAUGUAGUUGGUUAUACUGUUUGGUUCUAUGUCAUCUGCUUUAUCUGCAUGGUGAGUUCUAUUAAUUUGAACAAUAUUUCAUCUGUUAUUUUACUCUUUUUUUUUUCAUUAUACUUAUUCUGAUUAUUUUAUAGCUUUAAAAUUGAUUAAUACCAUGAGCAUUUGCUUUUAUUGACACCCAAUUUGUUUCUAUAUUUUAAUUCUAUUAUUCCCUCAAAGUUAUAAUUUUUACAUUUCACCAUCUUCCUCUCCAUAGGCCUCAAUGAUGAUAGUGGUGUGUGUCCAUCAUUUAUGCUUUAAGAAUGCAUCAUUCUCAGCAAGCAUGAACACACAUUUUUUUAUGGCUAUAUUUUUCUUUCAGGUUUGUCAAUUUUUAUGGCUUAACUUAAUAUAAUACUAAAAGUAUGACCAUUAUAACAUGAUUUUGUCUAAGAAUUAUUUAUCACAACAUCUUGUCAGUCUUGAAAAAAAUAAGAAAAAAAAUGUUCUCGCAUAUAAUGGAACUAAAAUUUUAAACAAAGCAACCCUUUUUGUGCUAAAAUCUGGAUCUAUAAUGCCAGAUUAUUUGUUCAUCUUGUUUGACAGUGUGUGGUUUGUUGUAAGAUUUCAAUUUUAAAAAAUGUAAAAUAUGAAAUAACUCUUUUUUAAUAGCUGUGCUUAGUUCUGGAUGCAUUUCUCUCCCCUGAUGAAAUUCUUGCCUACAAUACUGAAAUGAACAACUCAAAGUGCAUAGCCAUGGGCUUAUUCUUACAUUACUUUUUCCUUGCACAGUUCACAUGGAUGGCUACUCAGGUAUUUAUAGCAAUCUGUUUCAUUUAACCAGGUUAAAAAAACAAUAAUUUAAAGAGAAAAUAAAAAUUGCUUUUGGAUUUGAGAAAACACAAUUCUGAUACCAGUUUUUUUCUUUCUUCACAAUCUACCAGAAUCACUUUUCUAAUAGUUUAAAAUCUUAUUAGUUUAAUUUUAAUGGUGUUCAUCAAAAUGUAAUGUUUUCAUUUUGUUUAAAUCUUAAAGGCAGUAAAUCUUUGGAAGGUGCUCAUUAUGAAUGAUGAGCACACAGACAGACAUUAUAUUGUAUUUUUUAUCAUGGGAUGGGGUAAGUACUAUAUUGGGAAUUUAUCAGUUUAUUUUAAAACAAUAAACUUUGAAUUAUUUUGAUAAAAGUCAAGAGACACUGUUUUAUACUUUUAUAGUUUCACAAUAUUCAUGUAUCCUUCAUUGACAGUUUCGCAAUAUUCAUGUAUCCUUAUUUAGCAGUUUCAGUAUUAAUUCUAGUGUUAAACAUUUCAGGUGUUCCACUUAUACUUGUCGCCAUAUUCUAUGCUGUUACCUUUAACAUCUAUAAGUACCACACAAGCAUAGAAGUGGACUUUAUAUAUGGCGAUGUCAACAAUAAUAGAGAUAUGUAAGUAUUUCAAAAGAUAUAACUUUUCAUUUUAGGCUUUUUUGAUGUUUUAAUGUAAUAAAUCUGUACAAAUGGAGAAAUCAAUUGCAAGUUUUAUUACACAAUUUUUUUUCCUAAUAAACCAUUGCAGGUUUAUGAAAAUGCUGUUAAAGAUGUGAUCAGCUAAAUAUAGUUUAAAGUUAUUUAUUUCUACAGCAUUACAGAUUUAUGGUUUAACAUCCUUACACAAUGUUGUGUGUCACUUCAUACCGUUUGUUAUUUAUAGAAUGAAGAUGGUCAAUUCAGUUUUUUUUUUUUAAUAAUGUAUAAAUAUUUAUUUGCUUCAUAUUUUUAUACUACAAGUAGAGAAAUAAAAAAAUUAAAACGACAACAAAUUCUCUGCCAUCCAGAUGUUUUAUCACAAAUGCUUAUGCUGCAAUUGGUGGCAUUCUAGCACCUGUGCUAUUUGUCUUACUGCUUGCUGCCAUUGUGUUCGUAAAGGCGUAUCAGCUGGCAGCUCAGUGGAAUCUAUAUGAUGAUCUCUACUUUGGCAGGUACAAUAACAAAGGUAGGCUACAGAUCUUAAGAUUUCUAACUAUAUUUGAGUAGAAAAAGAAUUAAGAAAAUUAUUUUAUAGAAAAAUAAGUGAAAUAAUUUGAUGUUUUACUAUAGAAAUUAGAUCUGAUUGUAUGAGUUAGGCAUUCACAAGUUCAUAUUGACACAAAAUUAUAUGUGUAAUAUAUAACUAGUGUAAAAUAUCAUAUGCAUUUUUUUUCUCUUAAAGAGUUUAAUGAAAUUAGAACACUUUCUCCAAAUUCUAUUGAUUGUUGAUCUAUAUCUAAAAAUAAUCAUUGUCAUGAAAAUCAAUUUCACACUAGAUGUCUCCACUGUUUCUUAUUGUGUCUUUAUUCAAAUUUGCUACCUGUGUUUUUUUCAUAAAUUUAUGUAUUAGAUAAAUGGAAAUAAUAAAUAUUUUUAUUGUUUUAAAGUAAAUUUAAAUUAGCAAUAUAGUUUAGUAGUGAAUGUAAACUUUACUAAACAUCCUUAAGAUAAAAACAAUUAUUUCAGAGAAACCUUUUGAUUGACCAACGUUAAAGUAUGAAUCUGGUUUUUGAAUUUUGAUACCCUUUUAGUUACUUUUAUAGAAUUUGUUUAACUUCUCUUCAUCUUUUGUCUUAUCUAUUUAUGUGAUAUUUAAAUUCAUAUUUGUUUUCUCUGCCACAGAAAUUCCUCUACUUCUAACCAUCUGGGGAAUACUGUUGUUGACAUGUUUAUGGCUGGCACUUCAUAUGAUUUAUGGCUUUCUCUGGAUGUUGGUGCUCUUCUGUAUUUGUAAUUUAAUUUUGGUAAGAAAGGUCUUGUUAAAGUUUAAAGAUUUGUAUAUAUAAAUAUUUAUAACAUCUUUAUUUAGGGAAAACAAAUAUUUUUCUUUCUGCUUUUUUAAAAAAACAUAUAAUUUGGUUAAGACUGCAUAUUCUGCAAAGAAAAUUUUAUUUUUAUUUCAUCAAUUGAAAUUAGUUUUAAUUUUCUUAGAAUUUUCUCUUUUUUUUUUGUAAUGAGCUAUGAAUGAAAUUUUCAUCACUCAUCUCUAGAAACCUAAUUUUAAAUCCCUUGUUUUCAAACAGGCCAUUUUAGUGUUUGUGCUGUAUGCAGUAAUCCGUAAUCCCCUCCUGGCCUUCAUAUUUGGUCCCACUAAAGCUUCAUAUUCUGUGUCUGGUGAGCAGCCAGAUGACCUCGCAGCUUUUCCUGCCCCAGACAAACCUUUCCAGCACUAUAACACCAAUGGGAGUGUCAAGGGCUCACACAUAUCGUUACUGAAUGAUGUAUGUAUCUUAUUUAUUACAAAAACAAUUCACAAGCAGCUGACAUUUUUCAGGCUUACAUAAUUAUCUGCCAUGGAUGAUCGGUUUUUAUAUCUUAUUGCAGUUGUAUAAUUGUUUUGUUCAAAAGUUCAAUUCAUUCAUUGUAUCUAAAAUUUAAUCCAACUUAUAGAUGGAAUCCAAGAAUGACAACAGCUCUGCCUGACAAAAUUUUAUUUCAAAUCAAUAUAUAAUUUAUUUGUUUAAUAAGUACAGAUAUUUAAGUACAGAAAAUUCUAAGUUUAUCACAUAUUUUCCAGGCCUGGGAGAACAAUACAACAGGGGGCAGGAGCAGGAUGACAGUGAGACGUGCCCUCCCCUCCCAAGUGUACAUCAACCCCCCUGUGGCAGUGAUAAGCCCCACAGCAACAAUAGAUAGCGACAACCCAGACUUUGAAGAACUUAUCUAUGCACUAAAGAUGGGUCAAAGCAUGAGCUCUAGUGAACUUUCUAGGAGCUUUGAUGAUGACAUGUCACAGUUGUCCAUUAUACUUGACAAGUAUGAAACAAAACGUAUUGACAUUGCUGACACACAUGUAUAAAGAUUUAAAUAUUUAAACCAGCUGAAAUUUUUAAAUAUUUAAUUAAUUUUUUGAUGAUCAAAUGCUGUGUAAAUAUAUUUAUUGUAAAAAAAAAAAAGUAUUGAGGUAUCGUCUAUAAGUCAUCGAUUUUACUUUUCAAUAUUUUUGUGAAUCAAUUGUUGCUUUAUUUAGUCUGUAUAAUUUUUAAGUUAUUUGACAAUAAUAUUAAUUUUAUUAUGAAAUGCUUUGUUUGAUUCUUUUUAGUAUAAUAAAACAUUCAGAGAAAAUAAAUCUCUUUUUUUAUACAAUUUUAUCAAAGAUUACACAAGUUUUUUAAAUAUAUUACUUACCAUAAAAUGUAUCUGACAAAAUAAAUGCAUUCUAUUAAAUUUAUGGUUUUCAAUAUUUGUUUGUUUUUUUUGUAGUCAUUUAAAAUAUUCAUUGUGUGUCAAAUAUUUCCAGAUGUCAGUUACUCUUGUGUGAAAAUGAGUAAUAAUUGCAAUGUGUCUAUUAUUCUUCCUUCCUUUUAUUUAAUUGACAGAUGCAAAAACAGAUGACAUAAAAAUUAUAAUGUAAAAUUGUUUAAUUUAUUAUUAUUAAAACAAACAAGUUACACAAAUAUUUCUCAAAAUAUGUCAUUGUUAUUUACAAAACAAAGUUGAUAGUUUGCUGUGUUUAUAGUUAUUAUAAAGUAUAGUUUGCUAUUUAAUAAUGAAACUUAUAAUUUAACUUUUUAUUUUUUAACUGCUAAGAUAAAAUCAUGUUUUUGUAAAUCAUUUUAAAAAAUGUAUAAAAACUCGUCAAUAUUCAUGUUUCUAAUUAUUGAAAGCCACAGUACUUAAAACUCUGUGUUUUAUUCAAUAUUUAAUAAAUAAAAAAAUCAUAAUAUUUUACAAUUACAAAACCCAUUAAGUCAACUUUCACUUUGGCUGGAUGAUGUCUACAUCUAUGAAUGAAAUUAUCAAUGAUAGUCUUAGUGAAGAUCUGUAUUUACAAACUAAGCCUAGAGAUGUGUGAAACAUAUUAUUUUUAUUAUAUUCAGUUGAAAGCAGUGCUAUAGCCAUUGUCUUAGACAAUGUAUUAAUGGGUGACAUUGUUAAUAUUUAGAUUAGACAAUUUAAAAAAAAAAAAUGAUAUCCAUUCAAUUGGGAAUUUACUUUACAAAAUUUCCUAUACUAUGACAAUUUAUGUUAGAAAAUAUUUUGUGAAG
This is a messenger RNA of Lymnaea stagnalis (great pond snail), 21158 nucleotides long. Lineage: Eukaryota; Metazoa; Mollusca; Gastropoda; Lymnaeidae. The record is from the annotation of a GenBank genome assembly.